Molecule: messenger RNA, 4251 nt
Organism: Marchantia polymorpha subsp. ruderalis
Lineage: Eukaryota; Viridiplantae; Streptophyta; Marchantiopsida; Marchantiales; Marchantiaceae
Source: the annotation of a GenBank genome assembly
GCAAUUGGGCCGGGGCGAGUGCAGGUCCACAGGCCGGGCGAGGAAAGAAAAUGGAUAGAAUGGCAACGAAGGAAAUCGGGCACGACAAGAAGGGUAGUCGGAGCUCGAACGGAUGGUGAGGCUGCGUGCGUGACGGAGUCAUGGGGCAAGAGAAGAAUGGCGAAUCUUGGAUUGCGGGCGCGAGUCCGGGCGAGCACCCACCAGCAAUGUGCAGUGUGAUCGCACUGCAGUCGGAUGCGAAGCCGCUUUUCGAGGCUCGGGCGGGACGGGCAUGGGGAUGGGCCUGUUCGUGGUGAAUGAUGGUGGAUGCUGCGAGGAGGAGCUCCAAGCGGUCGGGGCGGAGUCGGAGCAGCCGGUGAAGGGUGCGAGGGCGGGCUGCGAGUGCGCAGGCAUCGCUGGCACGCGAGGCAAGACGCUGCAAUAGAAUAAUCAAGAAAGGGAGCAAGAACGACAGCAGCUGGGAUCCGAGAUGCAUCCAUCAUGCUGCCGGUGAGGCGACGGGCUGCAAUGGCUGACUGAUUGGCGACGGUGUGGAUGCUCGCUUCCUUGGGUUGCUGCAGAGGCCGACUCGCGAGUCGCCUCAUAAGAUUAGGAGGUUUUGGAGUUUUGCGAGUCGGGCCGGGGAGAUUCGGAGGCGCUGUAGAAUUGAUCCGGCGGAGUCGGAGCCGAGCAGAAGAGGAGCAGGCGACGCUGCUGCAGCUGCCGAAGCUGCUGAUCGCAAGAAGCUCCUGCCGCGGAAACAAACUUCGGGGCGGUAGCGGCAGCAGCAGCAGCCAGCAACUUGCCCAAUCAUCUCCAGCGUCUCCACUCCUCCGUGCAUUCUCGCAGGCUGAGCUCGACCCGGGCUUCUGCCUCUGCGGGAUCCAUCGUAGUGCAGGUGCUAAUCGGACAGGCUCCAGACAUUGAGACUGCAGAAACGGACAACCUCAAGAUUCAGCCAUCUCCAGCCCCUCCCUACGCAGCGUCUCGGUGUCGAAAUUGCAUCGCUUGAUACGAGCGUCGAAAUCGCGAUCCUCGGUGCGCCAUUGGCCUAGCGACUCGUGCUGCGCGCCCACGUCCACCACAGUCCCCCCCGGGAUUAGACCUAGACGCGGAGGCUUUGGAAGGGGCUUAAAUUGCACGCUUCUUUCUUCUUGAAAAGCGUCGACUGGCAUUGCCGGCUUCCGAGAUUCACCAAAGCUGGCUUGCUGCAGCAUGGCGCCGUGUGCUUCCCGAUGAGACUUCACAGGAUCCAGAGGUUGAGGCUUGCGUCGGAUUAAUCCGGACCUCGCUCGACGAGCUGCUGAUGAAGACAUGGCGAUUCAAUCCGCAAGUCCCAAUCUGAUUCACCCAUUGCUAUAAGUUGCUGGUUGAGAGGCCUGUGUAGUGUGGUAAUCGGGAGGAUUGAAAUGGCGGGCCAUCAGCUUAAAAAGUUGGCUCAGACCCGUGGCAAGGUUUUACGUACUUCUCUGAUUGAUCUGGUUCCCAAGCACUGGAGUGUGUAUACUCUUCUAUUUUCUACGGUUUUCUUUCUCCUGUUCUGUUUCUUGUUGUUUGAUAUUCGGACAUCACCCACAGCCCUGCUGCUUCAUGCGUCGAAUCAGCUUGGGGCACUCCGAGCGCAGGCUGGAGAAAUGUACUUCCAGUCCACCUCCGGCUCCGGUUCUUCGGACGUCGGAGGAAGCCCAAGUCUGAGGAAGGAAUUGCGCCGUCGAGCGGAGGACGCCGACGAUGACGACGACGACGACGACGAUGAUGAGAAGCGGAAAUCAAAUUCGUUCCGAAAGCGGUCAGAGGACGGCGAAACUAAAGCAACGAUCAAGGAUCGAUGGACUCCCGAGGGAGUCCCCACCGAGGGCCUCUUAGCGGUAGAUGGUGGCUUGUCUGAUGAUGCGCAGCCUGAGGAAGGGACCUCAGACUCGAAGGAUGGUUCGGUCCAAGCGAAUGCGGAGAAAGAGGAUGCCGCCGAGAAAUCUGUGAAGACCGUGGAGAAAGUCGUCGAUAGUGACAGUAGUCAAGAAGAACCCGCAGACUUAGGGGGCCGUGUACAGCUAGAGGAGGCAGAAGUCGAGAAUGAAAGCAUGAAUGAGGAGACAGUUCCGGAGAAGGAAAGCAGUGAAGAAGAGACAGUAGUAGAAGAGAGUGUAAGCUCUGAAGAAGGAGCCUUGGAUACAGUGAAGCCAGACGGAGGGGAAGAGGGUAUCGAGGAAAAAGUGGAGAACUCUUCACGGAAAAAAGAGGAAGGGAAAGAAUUGAGAGCCGUAGUUUCUGAGCAGGAAGUAGACGAGGCAUCUGCUCCAUCCACCAAUAUCAAGGAGGAGGAUUCGUCCGUCGUCUCCAACUCUGAUUCAUCUUCCGGUGAGGAAACAGUUUCUGGAUCGGUAGAGCUUACCGGGAAGGCUACUAAGUCCCCCAGCGUGGAGAAAGUUGCAGACGAAGAGGUUGUGGAUUCUGAGAAAGUCACAGAGACUAAGAAGGAACGCAGUAAAAGGGAUGAGAAGAAAAAAGAGACUUCUAAGAAGAAACCUUCGGAACCAUCGACUCAGGCAGGUUUAAGGGAUGUGGCGGUUGAUGGCAAAUGUGAUUAUUCUGUUGGUAAGUGGGUCUACGAUGAGAGUUAUCCUCUCUACGCCCCAGACUCGUGUCCUUUCGUUGAUGGAGGAUUCCGAUGCGUGGAGAACGGAAGGCCCAGUGCAGAAUUCCAGAAAUACCGAUGGCAGCCAUCCGGUUGCGAUCUUCCCAGGUUCGAUCCCAAAAAUAUGUUGGAGAGACUGCGGGGACGGCGCCUUGCUUUUGUAGGCGAUUCGAUUGGUCGGAACAAUUGGGAGUCUUUGCUGUGCAUGCUUGCCGCAGCCGUACCCAACAAAACUCGAAUUUAUGAGAUCAACGGCGAACCUAUAACAAAGCAUAAGGGAUUCUUAUCGUUUCGGUUUGAAGAUUACAAUUGCACUGUGGAAUACUAUCGAUCUCCGUACCUCGUCCCUCAGGGCAGAGCUCCUCCCAAUUCACCACCUGAAGUCCACUCCACGUUCAAAUUGGAUCAGAUUGACUGGUCCGCUACUCAGUGGAAAGAUGCAGAUAUCAUAGUCUUCAACUCCGGUCACUGGUGGAGCUUUGAGAAAACUGUUCGAGGGGGGAAUUAUUUCCAAUUGGAGAACAAGGUCCACAUGAAAAUGGAAGUAGGAGACGCGUUUAGAAGAGCCAUGCAGACCGUGGCCAAAUUUGUGGAAGAGAACAUUGAUUCCACGAAGACGCAAACCUUUUGGAGGAGUUAUGCCCCCGUCCACUUCAGGGGCGGAACAUGGAAGACAGGAGGGAGCUGCGUCGAAGAGGAGAGGCCAAUGCUGAACCACACGUCUUACCAAGAGCCCUGGGUCAAUCAGAUGAUAUCGGAGGUAAUCCAAAACAACGUCAAGAAUCCGAUAAAGUUUCUGAACAUCACCCUUCUAUCCGAUUACAGACCGGACGGACAUUCUUCUAUAUGGCAAAGGAGUCCUCCUUCGCCUAUCAAUCGCCAAGAUUGCAGCCAUUGGUGCUUGCCUGGCGUUCCCGACACUUGGAACGAAUUUUUGUACGCGGCUCUUCUCGACAGAGGACAAGGGCCGUGGAGCGACAAGGCAGAGUGAGUGCAUUCGGUAUGGCGAAUCGGAUGAACGAGCGCCUCACAACCAUUUUGUAGAUCUCUUACGAGACAUUAGAAGAUCCCUUUGUCAAUAUCUCCAACUUUGGUUCAGGUCGUCUCCAACUUCGGCUGUGAAACCCUCAUGCCACAGCGGUUUGGAGCCACGCCUCGACAUUUUUCUUUAUAAGGUAAAUCAAAGCCUUCAGAAGAUGUGACCCAAGUAUAUCUCCCCACGCGACCAAGCAUAAUUUUAUUCAUUCUUCUCUGAAGAAUAAGAUCUAUAGCUGCGGGAGUCUGAUAUGUACUUAUACCACCAGACUAUGAACGUUCCUCUGCCAGUGGAUAGUCUCCUCGUAAGCCCAGUCACAGAGCUUCGGUUGGACGAUCUGCUCACGGUCCAAGGGGAUCAAGAAUGAUAGGCUAGCAAUCAUGCGUCCUUCCGGCAAAUUGCCAAUUCGACCGGAUGCCUUAUAAAGUUCAUUGUAAUAUAGUUUGCAUCUUGUUCAGGCUUGAACGGGAGGCUGCUGCCUCCUUACCCACCUAUUGGAUUCUGGACGCGUGGAGAAUAUAUUUAACAUCCGAUUGGAUAUGGUGAACGUUAUCUUCGAUCAGUUUGAAUGAAACCGCCGCAUUUUCAUUUGCCAAUCGCC